AANAAAAAAAAAAAAAAAAUGUCGUUUUACGGAUUCGAAUUUCAUCCUCAGGCUUGCUCGUUUAACCAUCGUCUCCGAUUUGAUGCACAAAAGUUCUUUCUUUCUUUGUUUUUGUUUCGUGAGUGAGCGAUGCCGGGACUGAGAGCGCCGUCCAAUUAUUCCCUCGAACCUCCUCGCCACCCUCUUCUUCUCGUUAAUUCCAAGGAACCCUACAAUGCGGAGCCUCAUCGCUCAGCCUUGGCCUCUUCUUAUGUUACACCCGUCGAGUUAUUCUACAAAAGGAACCAUGGACCGAUUCCCAUCGUCGACCACAUUGACAAGUCAGAUUUUCACUUCUUUAAUUUUUUAGAGAUUAUCGAGACCCAUUGUAAAUGCAUACUGCGUUUCAAUCACCGGUUUGAUAGACAAUCCCAAGGAGCUGUACAUGAAAGAUAUCAUUGUGCUGGCAAUAGAAGGACUUCCAUGAGCAAGAAUAGGAAGGUGAAAGGAGUUGGAUGGAACAUUGCGGCCAUAGGAAAUGCUAUUUGGGGUGGUGCCAAAUUAGCAGAUUUACUUGAACUGAUUGGCAUUCCCAAGUUGUCACGUGUAUCGCAACUUGGAGGAAAACAUGUCGAAUUCAUAAGCAUCGACAAGUGCAAGGAAGAGAAUGGGGGCCCAUAUAAAGCAUCGAUCCCGUUAAGUAUGGCUACAAACCCAGAAGCCGAUGUUUUACUAGCCUACGAGAUGAAUGGUGAGCCUCUUAACAGGGAUCAUGGAUACCCAUUACGUGUUAUAGUCCCUGGUGUUAUUGGUGCUCGUUCUGUGAAAUGGCUCGACUCCAUCAACAUUAUCGCCGAAGAAUGUCAGGCGAGACAAAAACUUUCUGGGUUCUUUAUGCAAAAGGAUUACAAAAUGUUUCCGCCUUCAGUCAACUGGGAUAAUAUCGACUGGUCCACAAGACGACCGCAGAUGGAUUUUCCUGUUCAGAGUGUGAUAUGUUCUCUGGAUGACACUAACACUUUAAAUCCUGGAAAGAUAACAAUCAAGGGUUACUCGGUAUCAGGAGGUGGCAGGGGCAUAGAAAGAGUAGAUUUAUCGAUUGAUGGAGGCAAAACUUGGGUAGAAGCUUUUAAACAUCAGAAACCUGGGGAUCUAUACACUUCUGAUGGUGAAAGCAGUGAUAAAUGGGAUUGGGUUUUAUUUGAGGCUGAGGCCAACAUACCAGAAAGCACUGAGAUAGUGGUGAAAGCCGUGGAUAUAGCUGGAAAUGUGCAGCCUGAAAAUGUGGAAGUCAUUUGGGACUUGAGAGGGAUAUUGAAUAACUCAUGGCACAGGGUUCAUGUUCAGAUUGAUACCUCAAAGAUAUAGGAAUUGAAGUGCUCGUGGAUGGGACUGAAGGACAACUGGAUUGUUCUAGCCAUUUAGACAACCAUGUUAAUAUGGAAUUUUAAUCUUUUUCUGCCUUUGGUACUUUAUUUUUGAAAAACAGAAAUAGAAUUUUUCAUGAGAAUAUUUCCUUUUACCUCUUUGUAAGUAGUUUUAGUUUAGAUUUUGAUUUCUGCUGGAUCUUGAGCUCAGUUUGUGGAUCAAU
This is a messenger RNA of Striga asiatica, 1570 nucleotides long. The record is from the annotation of a GenBank genome assembly. Lineage: Eukaryota; Viridiplantae; Streptophyta; Magnoliopsida; Lamiales; Orobanchaceae.